GGACCACACUCUUUGGAGAGGUCUGGGCGACGCCAAGACUGCUCUUACCAGCACCCUGCUGUGCAGGAGCUGCCCUGCUGCCAGGAGGCAAAGGGAAGCUGUGGGAGAGCGUUGGAGAUACCACUUGGAGAAGUGUUGAGAGGGAGGAGAGGAGCAGAGGAAUUUUGUAGCAGGGCAGGCAACUUUUCUGCACUGCUGUGCAGGAUCUGCCCUGCUGCCAGGAGACUUUAGAAGAACAUUGUAGACACCACUUGGGAAGAAGUCCGGAGGAGGAGGAGGAGAGGGCCAAAGGGGUUUUGUAGCAGGACAAGCACCUCUUCCUCAGCUGCUGCACUGCAGGGGGGCAAAGAUGAUGAAGUACAUGCGCUAUAAGCCUGUGGGGCCGGGGGACCUCCCAACUCUCAGGGAGCUCAGCAACAGUGAAAUCUGGAAAAUCUGGUCUGGAGCAUCUCGCUACAUCCACAGACAGCUCUUGCAGAAGAAGGCAGUGGAAAUUGGAGUUGGGACAUUUGCAAUUGUCCCAGUGCAUGCCAGUGUGGAAGAGGGCAAGGUUUUGACUGUUGAGAGACCUGUGUUCAUUGUAAGCAAGCCCCUGAAGGCGUUCUACAACCUUGAGUGUGAGGAAACCACAAUUCCUGAUGAGACACCUGUUGUUCAGCUGGACUUCGGGGAGAUUGCUGCAGACACUCACUUCCGCAGAGAAAUUGUGGAGCUGUGUGUACAUGAGACCCUGCUUUGCUUUGCUGGGGCCCUCCGAGACAACAAAGAGGUGGAAUUCUCCUUCAAGGGCAUUGGUAUCCUUGCUGUGCGAGGAAAAGUGGUCAGCAUGACCUUCUUUGAUCGCUGCCUGCUGAAGCUGGAUAUGACAGGAAACAUGCUGAAAGCUCUUCUCGAGGACUCCAACAUGAUGAGGAUCGUGGCCUUUCCAGGCCAAAAUGAUUUUAAUCGGGUCAGUCGAGAUGAGGUCAUCACACUACCAAGUCUUGUAGUGGAGACCCCACACCAGCCACAGGCCCCUCUGAUUUCCCUGAAGCCCAGCAGAGAGUCGGCGCCCUGGGGCGGGGGUUCCCGCAGAGUCAGCGUGCUGGAUCCGGUGUUCCUGGCUCGGCGGAGGGUUUCCCAGGCCAGCCAGCAGUCGAUGGAAUCUGAUCAGCCUAAAGAAAAGGAGGCUGGCCGAGGAGGAUUCCUGCAUGUAACCCAGGAGAAGACCGAUAAGACGCUAAUGCACCCCACACCUCAAUCUCAGUCAUGGUCAAAGCUCCCCGAAUGUGCUGCGCGCCCCUCAGCAAUGGAAAUGCACUCCCUCUACACUGAGAGGGAAGAAAGAGAGCUCCAGCUGCUGAUGGCAUCCAGGCGCCAUGAGGUGGAAGGCGAAGUGUGGCGCAAAUACUUUGGCAACCGAACGAGACAGGGCACAGAGCUAGGAAAGACCUCCUGCCCCUACGUGUUUGAGGAUCCCUAUCGCCCUCCCUACCUCCUGAGGAAGGCCUAUGCCGAGAAACUGAAGGAGAAGGGGCGAAGCACAUUAGAGCAGCAGGAAGAGCUGCAGCUCCCGAGGAAAGUACUGAAAGACAAGGGGGUGCAGACAGGUCUGUUGAAGCACCGUGGGGACGGCCCAGGGACUGCCAGCCCUGCCAAGAAGAU
Neopelma chrysocephalum (saffron-crested tyrant-manakin) is the source of this 1644-nucleotide messenger RNA. RefSeq names its product coiled-coil domain-containing protein 81-like. The transcript has 11 exons. The annotation marks the transcript as partial. Gene Ontology annotation, cellular component: centrosome. Lineage: Eukaryota; Metazoa; Chordata; Aves; Passeriformes; Pipridae. The record is from RefSeq and is a predicted model, not a curated record.